UCGGGGGCGAUUCUCCACUUGCGCAGGCAGAUCUCAACUCAGUCUGCUUUGUGGGAUAGGCGCAAGCACUUAUAACGACCGGGCGCGAAUAAGUACGAGUGGGUUUCGCUUCGUGGACCGUGGGAACCGCUGGUGACAGAAAAUGAAAUAAAGAAACAAACAGACGUGUGUAGAAGGAGGAAACCGAACGGCGAACUGGGAUAGGCCUCGGAGAAGUCAAUGCGCGUCCGCUCCGUACGUUCGAAUUGUCGUGCAAUAUAGCUGCAUAAUCUGAUCUUUACAGAGUCUAUUUUUUGAAUAAGCCUUCACACUUCGGGACACAGCACAGACAGAAGGAAUUUUGAAGAUGUUCCGUAACUAUACGUGAAAAUGUGAUUUAAAAAUAAAACGGAUGUGAAGACGACUGAAAGUGGAUCUAUACCAUCUCGAAAUUGCUGCCGACUAAUAUCACCGCGUAGCGACGAAAGCUGUCAUUAUCUGCGACCGUGUCACGAAACGUGUUGAAAUCAGAAUCUUGCAUGGUGUCGUGUCCGCUUAUCAAUCUAGCGUAGAUAAAAGUGUAUUUCGAGCCAGCUAUAGCGGAAUUGUGAAGUGUAUAGAGUAGUAUAAAGUGCAUCACACAAGAGAUAUGAAAUGAUGCCACUUGCGCGUAUAUGAAAAUAUCAGAAAAUGCAGUAGAACCGUUCGAAGAUGAGAAAGCGUCGAAAAAAAUUGUUAAGAAAAUGUGAGCUCGACUGGGGGUCAGCCGAGAUGUGUAUUGAGUUGAUUUAGAAAAUUUAAUAACGUCAAUUAGUGUGGUGGUGACCGACUGUGAACUAACGACCUAUCAACAACUGAGUGAGAAUCGACUGCGUAUCUCUUCGGAAAAGUGUAUGGAUAGAGCUGAGAAGGAUGUUUUGCUAGUUGGGACAUGUGAUUAAAUCGAUUCAAUGUGUUGGCGAUGCAGCGCAAUUUGAAGAAUAUAACUUAAAAGGUUUAAUACACUGUGAGUCAUUCGAGUGGAUGAAAUGUACCCUGCCAGUAUGGGAUCGACAAAGUUUCAACUCAUCUUCACCGCCAUUCUUGUGUACCAAAUUAACAGUAUUGAUACAAGAGAACACGCUGAGCAGCAUCCAGCUGUUUUUCGUCGCACUGAUGAUGGCGGCCAUGAGGGAACAACUGCCACUCCCAGUGACGCGAAUCAUUCACAUGCUGGAGAAGCCGGCAGAAGCGCCGUCCGUUCGGAAACUAUGGGUUUCGGUAAACAAGGUGCCAAGAAUAGUUUCACCGGUAAUGAGUCAGCCAACUUCUGGCCAAGGCCUAAGCGAUCGAUUGGCGGAAGCACUGGACAAACUGGAUCUCAGAGUUUAUGCAACAUGGAGGGUUGUAGCUGCCUGAAUCAGCCAAUCCUGGCCAUCGAUUGCGAAGUGCAUGACAGAGAGUUGGUGCUAUCCGGGCCAGUAUUACAUUCCCAAGGAGGCUAAAAGUCUCAAUCUGCAGCUAGUGCAGCGCCACGCACGACUACUGGUCCACACGAAACAGUUCGACAGCAGCUUGUUGAACCGGGUGCUUAUCCAGGGCAAUUUCGCUGGAAACGAUGGCCGCGAGCAUGUGGAGUUUCUCGAUGAAGCGUUCUGUCGAAAUAAUGGCACCUAUCCGCAGCUGGAAGUGUACAACAUCCACACGGUUGUGUUCCACAAGCAUACGUUCUGUCAAGAAUUUGAGCUCAAUGUAACGAGAGCUAGAGAGGUGAUCAUCAUGCCCGAGGCAUUUUCCGUGACAGAGAGUGCGAUUCGUUUCAAUGGCGUAAAGGACAUCCGAAUACAAGAGGAUGCUUUCAGAAAUUCGAUUUCAACAAUGAUCGACAUUGUUAAUAGUGCAAUCAAAACCCUGUUUGAGCUGAGGGCGUCGUUCCGGCAGAUAAAGUUCACAAACAGCACCAUCGACGAGAUCUCAGCUAAAGCGUUUGAUGUGAACAAAAUUGAUUCUUUGAUAUUUGAAAACUGCAGGAUAGACACGCUGAAGUCGCAGGCAAUCACAGAAAAGCUGUUUUGCAAAUCUUUCACCAUGACCAACUGCAAGAUCAGGAAGAUCGAGAGAAGCUUCAUAGCCGACAGUGGAAUGAUGAAUUUCACCAUGCAAAAUAACGUAAUUGAUGAAAUCGCUGCCGAUGCCAUCAAAUUUACGGGAAUUUCGAGCAAAAUCAUCAACAACGUGAUCAAGAUGACGGGAAAGAAUUGGUUCUUCCAAAAGCAAGACUGGACGAGUGUGGAAUUUCUAAACAACUCGUUCGGAGAGUUCAACUACUUUACACUGGAGAGAACGUCAUCCCCAGAGGUUUGCAAAUUCCAAGGAAAUUCCGUUACGUAUCCGGCCAUCCGCAGUUUUAGCUUCUUCCAGCACAAGGAGUGCUCUCUGAGUGAAAUUUCGUUCAACAAACUGUGCAACUGCGACGAGCAUUGGUUGAAAGAGCUGUAUUUCCAGGAUUAUGACAAACUACUCAAGGAGAGCUAUUGUAGGAUAGAUGAAACGUUGAAAUACUGUUUCAACGCCUCCACAUUCAAUGUGAAAGUGUACAUGAAACAGGUCUGUGAUGAAACAACACGAACAAUCGAUUGCUCGCGCAGUCAAAAGGAGAAGAAAGUGGAACCACAUUUUGUGAGCCCGGAUGAAAUCGAGACACUGCACUACAACGAUUACUAUUACUACGUUAUCAGUGGCGUGGCUGUUAUAGUUUUGCUAGUGAUAAUAAUUCUGUCAAUAGUUUUCUACAAAGUUUGCAGUAGAAGACGAUCGGAUGAGUCCGGAGACGUGAUAUCGAACGCCUCUUUCACCAUGACACAUAAGCCAUCGAAGGCAUUUUCUAAGGAUGACAAAAAGAUUAUCAAUCAAACGCUGGAAACAAUCAAGGAAAAGCAAUCGGCAGAAAUGUAUGAGGCCAUUUUCAUUCACACGAAGAAACUUUUGGAUGGUAAUUUCACCGAGACUGAGAAGGUGCUGACGAUUGGCGAAAUCGUUCGGCGGUUGAACGAAUGCGAGAACAGCGGCGAUGAUUUUGUUGCAUUUACCGAUAUACUGUACCGUCAUCUAGCGCCGAGCAAUAGUCCCACACCGCACGAAACCAUUUACGCUGAACCGUCAGCCCCGCAGGAAGGUACAACCAUUAUUCAGGGAGCGGGAUCGCCCGACCACAUUUAUGCCGAGUUGACCAGUGCGGCGCAACCCCUACUCAUCAAUGAAUACUCCGCACCGAUGGAUUUGAGUGAUUCCCAUUAUUCGGAGCCGGUGCAGAUUGUUGCUAAAGACAACGCCCGAACGCUCAUAACUCCGUAUGCCAUAGGAAACAACAUUGGUGAAAGCAUGAUGCACCAGCAACCGGGACCUUCACGCAAUCUGCCCGAUAUUCUCAACUCAAACAGCGGCAGCAGCAAUAGCAGCACUGCUGGUGCCUCUCAACCAAAUGCCAUAGCCGUAUCGGAACCGCUCCGGUACAUGGACCGAUCGCCAACGAGCAGUAGGGAAAUACCCGAGUACACGCUGCCAGUGAAGAAAGUUCCACCGCCAAAGCCUGCCCUCCGCCGGGAGCCAACAGUAGAGUCCGACAACGGCUCAUCGACGUCCAAUUCCGACCACUCUGAGCACUCGGGUGGCAGUGAUAUUACCGUUAAAAUAGAUGAUAUCGUUGAGUUCGCGGACGCGUAGCAGUUAUAAGCAAGCAGAGUUCAAGUCCAAUGUUAUUUUUUAUCAAUACGAAACGUCCAAAAAUUGUCUAAUUUUGUGUGUCCGGAAGUAGUAAGUUCUCGAAAGGUGAUAUUAAUUUAGUACAGAAUGUAUUUUAUAGUAUGACGAUAAGCAUAACAACAAGUCAAGUGGUUUAGUAAGUUAUCGAGUUAGUGGAAAGCGGUGUAAGUAUUAGGAAAUAUUCUACUAAUAAAAGACUUCGUACUAGA
This is a messenger RNA of Aedes aegypti (yellow fever mosquito), 3929 nucleotides long. RefSeq lists its product as uncharacterized. NCBI's taxonomy places the organism in Eukaryota, Metazoa, Arthropoda, Insecta, Diptera, Culicidae. The record is from RefSeq and is a predicted model, not a curated record. Bases 1411 to 3681 code for a protein of 756 amino acids. The transcript is spliced from 8 exons.